AUGGUAAUCACUAUACUCCCUCCCUCGAUGCCGGAGGAGCAAUUCGACUUUUCAGACGACGAGUCAAGAGACUCAGAAGGCGACGUUGACAUGUCCGGGGACCAUUCGCGGCCUGCAAAGCGUCUCCGCCUCUCCAAGGGCGCAAUAGUCACACCGGGAGAAGUGAUAACGGAUGAUCCCCAAUGGAUGCGAGGUCACGGCACUUACACCCGCUCCGCACAUAACCCAUACUCCACCACCACCACCAACCCCUCCACAACAUCCAACACAAUCAUAGCCACCGUAGCUGGCACAGUCCUAAAAACCAACAAACUCCUCUCCGUCCAACCGCUACGAGCCCGCUACACUCCCGAAAUCGGCGACCUAGUCGUCGGGCGCAUCGUCGAAGUCCAAUCGCGGCGCUGGAAAGUCGAUGUCGCGGCUCCCUUGCUUGCCCAACUGCCUCUAUCCGCCAUAAACCUCCCAGGCGGCAUACUGCGCAAACGCACCACUGCCGACGAGCUGCAGAUCCGCUCAUUUUUCAACGAGGGAGAUCUGUUGGUUGCUGAGGUGCAGGCGGUGCAUCAGGAUGGCGCUGCAUCGCUGCAUACGCGCUCGCUGAAGUAUGGGAAAUUGCGAAAUGGGGUGUUUUUGACCGUUGCUGGGAUGGGCGCGGCCGGCGGGGUGGUUCGGGGCACAGGGGUGGUUAGGUCGCGCAGGCAGGUGUGGACGCUCACUGCGGGGAAUGGGGGUGGGGAGAUUGAUGUGAUAUUAGGGGUUAAUGGGUAUAUUUGGAUUUCGAAACAUGUUGGAGACGGGUUCGGGGUUGAUUCUGCUAGCAGUUGGGAUGUGUCGAUUACGCGCAUGGAUGAGAUGGUUAGUAGUGCGAUUUACUCGAGUCAGAAUGACGAGAUUGGGCUGGCGACGCGGAGGGAGAUUGCCAGGCUCUGCGGGUGUAUUAGGGUGCUUGUGGAGGGUAAUGUGAAGGUUGAUGAGGACACGGUCAUGAAGGCGUAUGAGGCGAGUAUGGAAAUUGAAUUGGAGGUUGGGGAUGACGGGAGUGUUGGAGAGGGCGGAGAAGGAAGAGAGUAUUUAGGUGGUGAGAAGGCGAGGAGAGUUGUAAAGGCUGCAUUGAGGCCAUAG
Molecule: messenger RNA, 1122 nt
Organism: Paracoccidioides lutzii Pb01
Product: exosome complex exonuclease RRP4
Exons: 2
Coding region: 1-1122 (373 amino acids)
Biological process (GO): U4 snRNA 3'-end processing; CUT catabolic process; nuclear polyadenylation-dependent rRNA catabolic process
Cellular component (GO): nuclear exosome (RNase complex); cytoplasmic exosome (RNase complex)
Molecular function (GO): RNA binding
Source: RefSeq, a predicted model, not a curated record